AUGAAGUGGUUUUUAUUUAUUGGGUAUGUCAUUGUUUUGAAUAAAAUUCUUGGUAUAUUGGGUUGUACAAAGCCUUCUUUUGAAAAUCUUAUUGUUCAGUCGGAUUUUAAUUUAUAUAAAUUUCUUGGUAUUUGGUAUGAAAUAAAAUGGUUACCAGAUCAACCACAUAAUGAAUUUGAAAUCUGGCGAAAUACUUAUCUAGUAUUUCAAUUAGAAAACUCUUCAACACAGACGAUUGUAGCGCCUGGUAGAGGACGAUUAAUAAAUACAAACUGUUUUUCUUUUGGACCUUGGGUCAUUAUUGCAAAUAAUAAUGCAAAAAUGAUUCUUCAAGCAGUUGAUAUUAAUGAUACGAAGCCACUUAAUAGACCUUUUUAUAUUUUAAAAACUGAUUAUGAACAUUAUGCAUUAAUCUAUAGUUGUACAUCAGAAAAUUAUAUACAUACGAAUCCAUGUGAAAAACCUCGUUUAUGGAUGUUUAGUCGAACUACAUCAUUAUCAAAUGAUUAUUUAAUUGAACUUGAUAAUUAUAUCGUAAAUAAUUUAUGUAUUAAUUUAACUGAACUUGAAAUAACACCACACGAUGGAGAAUCAUGUUAUUCAUCAUCAUCAAAUAUUUGUGUUAUUAAUAUAAUUUUUUUCAUAUUUUUAUUUCUAAUAUACAUAUAA
Messenger RNA from Rotaria sp. Silwood2, 669 nucleotides. The record is from the annotation of a GenBank genome assembly. NCBI's taxonomy places the organism in Eukaryota, Metazoa, Rotifera, Eurotatoria, Philodinida, Philodinidae.